AUGUCUGGCGUGCGUCUUUCAGCGCCAACAUUUGAGCACCAUCAUAGUGGCCUUGGCAUCGAGCAAACGCGUCCACGGCUAUCAUGGCGAUUCCAUGUGGCGGAAGGUCUGACAACACCGCGGGAUUGGAGACAGACGCAAUACGAAGUCGAGUGUCUCAUUGGCGAUGCUCCAAAGUCCACUCCAUAUCAUGUUCAAAGUGAACACUCUGUGCUGGUUCCAUGGCCGGCACAAACAUUAGCUCCACAGCAGUCGGCUAGGGUGCGGGUACGCUGCUCGGGAGUCUCUGGCACUGGCGAGGAACAGCUGACUGAGUGGUCUGAUGCUGCAACGGUGGAGACGGCACUGGUAGAGCAGACUGCUUGGAAAGCUCGUUUCAUUACAUCUGCACAGAGAGGUUCGCCAGAUGGGCCACUACGUCCACUGCGAUUCCGCAAGAAUCUCAGCUUACCCGUUCAUCGUGGAAAGCCUAGCAAAGCUCGCCUGUACAUUACAGCCCUGGGCAUAUUCGAUGCAUAUAUCGAUGGCCAACGUGUGAGUGAUGAGCUCCUUGCGCCAGGCUGGACCGACUACAAGCAUCGCUUAAGCUACCGCGUGACCGACGUCACACAUCUACUGGAGAACGAUACCGAUCAUUCCUUGUGUGUGGAAGUGGCCGAAGGCUGGUACUGCGGGCGACUGGGCUUCGAAGGUGGCCACCGAUGUUUGUAUGGUGACACUCUGGCUGUUCUGGCCCAACUUGACAUCUGGUACGAGGGUGAUGGUGUGCCAGUCAGCUUUUGCUCCGACAGCUCUUGGAUCUGUGCCGAGAGCGCUAUUCAAAAGAGUGAGUUUUACGACGGAGAGACUUACGACGCAGCGGCCGAGUGGGACUGGACAAGUAUCUCUGCAGAGGUAACGGGCAAUCGAUGGGGUUCAACAAAAGAGGUGACUUGGCCCAAGACACGAUUGUAUUGUCCUGACAUGCCGCCGGUGCGCAUCACUCAGACACUAGAACCAAAAGAGAUCUUUACAGGUACCAGCGGAAAGACGGUCAUUGAUUUCGGGCAGAAUCUUGUCGGCAAAGUCUUGAUUAAAUCAAUCCAAAUACCUCGUGGAGAGCAAGUAACCUUCAGGCACGCCGAAGUCAUGGAGAAAGGGGAGCUUGGGACUCGGCCAUUGAGAGAAGCCAAAGCAGAGGACAUCUACAUCUCUUCCGGACAAACGUGUAGUGAGUGGACGCCAGCUUUCGCCUUCCAUGGUUUCCGCUAUGUCCAGGUCGAUGGUUGGGCACCGAACAAUUCCGAUAUCGCUGCUCUCGUCAUGCAUACCGACAUGAAGCGACGCGGACAUUUCUCGUGCUCCAACCAAUGGGUCAAUAAACUGCACGAAAACGUGGAUUGGUCCAUGCGCGGCAACUUUGUCUCUAUACCCACGGAUUGUCCGCAGCGCGACGAGCGCCUUGGUUGGACGGGAGAUAUCCAAGUCUUCACUCCUACUGCCUCAUUCUUAUAUGAUACGACCAGCUUCUUGAGCAGCUGGCUUGAAGAUGUGAUGGCCGAACAGCUGGAAGAAGGUAAAGGAGGGAUACCACCUUUUGUAGUCCCGAUAUUACCCUUGGGAAGCUGGCCACAUAUGCCAGCCGCCAUCUGGGAUGAUGUCACCGUGCUCACUCCAAAGGACGUUUUCGACUACGGCAGCGAUAAUUCCAUCCUUGCGAGACAGCUGCCUAGUAUGCUUGCUUGGCUUGACGAAGCAGUCGAUCGUGGCGAAGACGGCCUUUGGAAGCGUGAACGGUGGCAGCUAGCGGACUGGCUCGAUCCGACUGCGCCACCUGAGGAUCCCGGCGCCUCAAGGACUGACUGUGUGCUUGUCGCCGAUGCGUACUUAGUCCAUGUCACGAGGACGAUGUCUAAUGUGUGCAGCCAUCUUAACAAAGUGGAUCUGGCCAAGAAAUAUGCGUGCGAUGCGGAACGCUUACGAGAGCGCUUUUGCCAUCAACAGGUCUUGCCCUGGCGAUUCAAUCGAUUGUACCCAGACCCUGAAAAGCUUCAGGUGGCAGCACUCGAGCUUGCGAAGCAGGUGCAGUAUGCGAAAUUCCGUAUUAGCACCGGGUUCGCUGGUACGCCUGUCAUAUGUUAUGCCCUGACCUCGGUGUGUGAGCCACAACUAGCAUAUCGAAUGCUACUCGAGAAGAUGUGUCCGUCCUGGCUCUAUCCCGUAAGUAUGGGUGCGACAACAAUAUGGGAGCGCUGGAACUCCAUGCUCCCAGAUGGCUCGAUCAAUUCUGGUGACAUGACGAGCUUCAACCACUACGCACUAGGCUCCGUGGCAAACUGGCUACACAAGACAGUCGGUGGCAUAUCCCCAGCUGAACCAGGCUGGAAGGUAGUUCGGGUACGACCUGUCCCUGGAGGGAAUCUGACGCAUGCUAAUGUCUCGUUCGACGGGCCGUACGGGCUCGUGAGGUGUUCCUGGAAGCUCAGCGAUUCGCAGUCAGAUGGCUCUUGUGCGUUCCAGUUGGAGCUCACCAUACCACCGAACUCGACUGCAAUCGUCACGUUGCCCUCAGAGCUGAAGCAAACGCUUGACGCAACUGGAGAGGAGAGCAGAAGUCAUUACGGCAGUGGCAUACAUGUCUUGGAGUGUCGGUGUACGCUGGCGACAUGGCCGCCCCGAGCCAAGUAUUCUUUGGACAGAGGAGAGGAUGAUCGACUGACGAUCGCUGAUGGGUUAAUAGAGGCGCAUUAA
This is a messenger RNA of Recurvomyces mirabilis, 2730 nucleotides long. RefSeq lists its product as uncharacterized. The transcript has 2 exons. The record is from RefSeq and is a predicted model, not a curated record. Bases 1 to 2730 code for a protein of 909 amino acids. Lineage: Eukaryota; Fungi; Ascomycota; Dothideomycetes; Mycosphaerellales; Teratosphaeriaceae. Gene Ontology annotation, biological process: carbohydrate metabolic process.